AUGUCUAGCUCAAAUGACACCAAGUUUCACUCCUCUUCUUUCCUCUUGCUCGGGAUUCCAGGCCUUGAAAAGAUGCACAUUUGGAUCGGGUUUCCUUUUUGCUUUGUAUAUUUGAUUGCCCUUGUGGGGAACGUUACUAUCUUGUUUGUGAUCAAGACUGAACAUAGUCUUCACCAGCCCAUGUUUUAUUUCUUAGCUAUGUUAGCCUCCAUUGAUCUCUGCCUGUCCACCUCCACUAUUCCAAAGAUGUUGGGAAUAUUCUGGUUCAAUUUAAGGGAGAUCAGCUUUGUGGGCUGUGUUUCCCAGAUGUUCUUCAUUCAUAUAUUCACUGCUAUGGAGACUAUUAUGUUGGUCACCAUGGCCUUUGAUUGCUACACUGCUAUCUGCAACCCUCUGCAGCACAACCUAAUUCUCACUAACAGAGCUAUUGUUCUUGUCCUUGUAGUACUGUUUGGUGUCAAUUUCAUUUUGGUUAUUCCCAUGGUGUUUCUCAUCUUGAGGCUUCCUUUUUGUGGACACCAUAUAAUCCCCCACACUUACUGUGAGCACAUGGGAAUUGCUCAGCUGGCCUGUGCUAAUAUAAAGGUAAACAUGAUAUUUGGAUUAUUUCUUAUAUCAAUGGUAUUUGUUGAUGUACUUCUGAUUAUCAUCUCCUAUGUGAGAAUACUUCAAGCUGUCUUCUGCAUCCCUUCUUGGGAUGCCAGACUCAAGGCACUUAAUACAUGUGGUUCCCACAUCUGUGUCAUCCUAGCCUUCUUUAUUCCUGCUUUUUUCUCCUUUAUGACCCAUUGGUUUGGUAGAAAUGUCCCUGUAUACAUUCACAUUCUUUUGGCCAACCUAUAUGUUGUUGUUCCACCAGCCCUUAAUCCUGUCAUUUAUGGAGUGAGAACUAAGCAGAUUCGGGAGUGUGUUUCAAGCAUCUUUUGGAAAAUAAAACUGAUGUAA
This is a messenger RNA of Carlito syrichta (Philippine tarsier), 945 nucleotides long. Its product is annotated as olfactory receptor 52E4-like. The record is from RefSeq and is a predicted model, not a curated record. Bases 1 to 945 code for a protein of 314 amino acids. Gene Ontology annotation, biological process: G protein-coupled receptor signaling pathway. Gene Ontology annotation, molecular function: olfactory receptor activity; G protein-coupled receptor activity. The transcript has a single exon. NCBI's taxonomy places the organism in Eukaryota, Metazoa, Chordata, Mammalia, Primates, Tarsiidae. Gene Ontology annotation, cellular component: membrane.